CCGAAAUCUGAGAAUCCCUUUUCUCUUUCUCUCUGAGUAAUUUCAUCAAACACCUGGUGCGCACUAGCAAUGUCGCUGCGGCCGAACUCGCGUACGGAGUCGCGGAAGAAGUCCUACAAGUCGGGAGUGGACGCCGACGACGCGCGGCGGAGGAGGGAGGACAACUUGGUCGAGAUCAGGAAGAACAAGCGCGAGGACAGUUUGCUCAAGAAGCGGAGGGAGGGCUUGUCUAACUCCCAAUUGCUCGAUGGGUCUGCUAAUCCUGUGGUCGUAGAGAAAAGGUUGGAAAGUAUACCUGCUAUGGUGCAAGGAAUAUGGUCUAAUGAUCCCGCUUUGCAAUUGGAGGCAACUACUCAGUUUAGGAAGCUGUUGUCGAUUGAACGUAGCCCUCCGAUUGAUGAGGUCAUAAAGGCUGGUGCUGUCCCUCGAUUUGUGGAGUUCCUUGGAAGGCAGGAUAUGCCGCAACUACAAUUUGAAGCUGCAUGGGCUUUGACCAAUGUUGCAUCUGGAACAUCUGAGCAUACUCGUGUUGUUAUCGAACACGGUGCAGUUCCCCUGUUUGUGCAGCUUCUAAGCUCUGGCAGUGAUGAUGUCAGAGAGCAGGCAGUAUGGGCUCUAGGUAAUGUAGCUGGUGACUCACCAAGUUGCAGGGAUCUUGUUCUUUCACAGGGUGCACUAAUGCCACUUUUAUCCCAGCUAAAUGAAAAGUCAAAGUUAUCUAUGCUGAGGAAUGCUACAUGGACUUUAUCUAAUUUCUGUCGUGGCAAGCCGCCCACACCGUUUGAGCAGGUGAAGGCUGCCUUACCAGUACUUCAACAACUCAUUUACUUGAAUGAUGAAGAAGUGUUGACAGAUGCUUGCUGGGCCCUAUCAUAUCUCUCAGAUGGCCCAAAUGACAAAAUUCAGGCCGUGAUUGAAGCAGGCGUCUGCCAACGACUUGUGGAGCUUCUGCUGCAUCCAUCAGCUACAGUUCUCAUACCUGCACUCCGGACGGUAGGAAAUAUUGUUACGGGCGAUGACUCCCAGACUCAGUUUGUUAUUGAAAACGGGGUGCUUCCUUGCCUGUAUCAACUUCUCAAUCAAAAUCACAAAAAGAGCAUCAAGAAAGAAGCUUGUUGGACAAUUUCAAAUAUUACAGCUGGGAAUAAAGCUCAAAUACAGGCUGUGAUUGAUGCCCAAAUCAUAAACCCACUAGUACAACUUCUUCAACAUGCAGAAUUCGACAUUAAAAAGGAAGCUGCAUGGGCCAUCUCAAAUGCAACUUCUGGAGGAUCUCAUGAACAGAUUCAAUUCCUGGUGACUCAAGGUUGUAUUAAACCGCUCUGUGAUCUGCUAAUCUGCCCAGAUCCAAGGAUAGUAACAGUGUGCCUUGAAGGUCUGGAGAACAUUCUGAAGGUGGGAGAGGCUGACAAAGAAAUGGGAGCCAAUAACGGGAUCAAUCUUUUUGCUCAAAUGAUCGAUGAAUUUGAUGGAUUGGAGAAGAUUGAGAAUCUGCAGACGCAUGAUAACAAUGAGAUUUAUGAGAAGGCUGUGAAGAUCUUGGAGAGAUAUUGGGCUGAGGAAGAAGACGAAGAGCAGAACCUCCAGCAGAACGGUGAUGGAAAUGCUUUUACUUUUGGGGGAAACCAGCCUGCUGCUCCCCCUGGUGGCUUCAAAUUUGGAUAGAUAGCGGUUUAGGAAUCUGUUUUCUGGCAGCAAAGGUUUCAUUACCUUAUUCCAAUGAAUUUUAAACCUCAUUUUGAUUCCUCUUACUGCCAAGGGCCAGGGUUUUUGGUUUGGCAGAGAAGCUUUUCUAUGGAAUUUGAUAGAAGAGCUAAAGCUGCAACCG
Molecule: messenger RNA, 1828 nt
Organism: Fragaria vesca subsp. vesca
Lineage: Eukaryota; Viridiplantae; Streptophyta; Magnoliopsida; Rosales; Rosaceae
Product: importin subunit alpha-1-like
Exons: 10
Coding region: 70-1665 (531 amino acids)
Biological process (GO): NLS-bearing protein import into nucleus
Cellular component (GO): cytoplasm; nucleus
Molecular function (GO): protein binding; nuclear import signal receptor activity
Source: RefSeq, a predicted model, not a curated record